AUGGCCGACACUCCUUUCGACCUAAUGUCUGGGGAAAAUCACGGGUCACAUGAGAACCAGGAGCUUUCAGCUGGUGAGCUUCAAAAUCUAGCUCACAUUCUAAGCCAACUCUCGAGUUUGCAGCCACAAAGCGCGAAAUCGAGCACCAAUCUGCUUGCGGAUCCAGCAAGUGUUUACUUUCUACAUCCAAGUGAGAAUCCUGGAGUUUCUAUUGUCCCAAUUGUGCUUAAUGCUAAGAACUACAAUUCUUGGUCAAGAGCUAUGAAAUUAGCGCUGAAAUCAAAGAAUAAGAUAGGCUUUGUUGAUGGAACCAUUGUGAAACCAGAUAAAAAUGAUCCUGCAUAUGUAGCAUGGGAUAAAUAUUUAUUGCUUGAUUUGAAGCAUAGGUAUUAUCAUGGAGACAGAUACAGGGUUGCUGAAUUAGAAGAAGAGAUGUAUGCUAUGAAACAAGGGAAUCUAAGCAUAACAAAUUAUUUUACCAAGUUGAAGGCUAUUUGGGAAGACAUUGACAGUUUCAAACCAGUUCCACAAUGCAAGGAAUGCUAUGAAAAAUGUGACUGUGGCUUAGGAACCAUGAGAGAUUAUCGAGAUGAAACUUAUGCAGUGAGAUUUUUAAGAGGAUUGAAUGAACAGUAUGGGACUGUGAGAUCCCAAAUCAUGCUGAUGAAGCCUCUUCCAGACAUCAAUAAAUUUUUUUCUCUAUUUAUUCAGCAAGAGAGACAGUUUAAUGGAUCAGAUUUGGAGACUCAGAACUUUACAGCUUUGGCCAAUUCAAUUCAUAAUUUCAACAAUAAUUCAAGCAGUGUUUCUAGAGGAAGAGGACGAGGAACCCGUGGAGGUAGAGGUGGAAGAGGAGGAAGAAAUUCAGCACCUAAGACAUGUUCUUAUUGUCACAAGGCAGGGCAUCUUGUGGAUACUUGUUACCACAAACAUGGAUUUCCACCUCAUCUACAGAGGCAGAAAUGGCCACGAGAGACUAGCAACGGAGCUAUGGCUAAUCUAAUUAUUGCUGGAAUUGAAGAGAGCAGUACCAACAAUAUCAAGCAGGACAAGGAAGCUGAUGGUCAAUCCCAAUUCAAUCAGAGUUUGAGAGAUGCACUGAUUACCUUUCUUCGGCAGGAGUGUGCACAGUCAUCUCAAGGAGCAAGUGUGAGAGAUGUCAAUCAAUCAAAUGCAGGAAGUGGAGGUAUACCUUUAGAGACUUAUGCACUUUGCAUGAGCUCUCAUAUUGCACGAUUAUUACAUAUUAGGCCGAUUCUGGUAAAAUUACCAGAUGGAACACACACAACUGCAACUAUAAGUGGAAUUGUGGGUAUAGUGCAUCAAACAUCAUGUGUUGAGACACCUCAACAAAAUGAUGCAUUUCAUCCAUCUCAUGUAAAUAUUGAUUCUUUUCAUGAUCCUAGGGACCCUACCUCACUCACUGAUUCACAUGUAGUUUCUACUAGUCCACCAAAUAAUGCAUCAUCUAAUUCUCAUUCAAAUGACAACAUGCAUCAUCAGGAUCUUAGAAGUUCAACUCGAAGCUCUAGUAACCAAUCAUGUUCUAAGCGGUACGGUCUAUCUCACAUGGUGGAUUAUGGGAAGCUAUCCCCUGCCCAUAGAGCCUUUUCCCUAGCAAUAACCACAACAGUUGAACCGAAGACUUAUGAACAAGCUCGCCUCAUUGGAUGCAAGCGGGUUUUUAAAGUGAAGUUUCACCCAGAUGGUAGUGUUGAAUGCCACAAAGCACGUCUUGUGGCUCAAGGUUUUCGUCAAAGAAUUGGCUAUGAUUACUUUGAUACAUUCAGUCCGCAACAUGGCUUUAUCAAGUCUCCUCAUGAUCACUCUUUGUUCACCAAGCACACUAACCUCGGCUUGACUAUUAAUAUUGUUUAUGUUGAUGAUCUUAUUUUAUCUGGAGAUAAUCUAUUUGAAAUUGAAGCUAUUAAAAAGGCUCUUGAUGCUGAAUUUAGUAUUAAGGACUUAGGCCGGUUGAAAUUUUUUCUUGGAAUAGAAGUUGCUUGUAGUUCUGAAGGGAUUGCUUUGUAUCAACGUAAGUACACUCUUGAUUUGCUUGAGGAAUAUGUUGGAAAGCUCAGCCAAUUUUUGGAUUGUGCAACUGAUGACCAUUACAAGGCAGCACUACAUGUUCUUCGAUACAUCAAGAAAUCUCCUUCUAAGGGUCUUUUCUUCUCUUCAAAUAAUGAUCUCAAAUUGACUGGUUAUAUUGAUUCAGAUUGGGCAACUUGUUCCGAUACCCGUCGAUCAAUAACUGGGUAUUGUUUUUUCUUAGGUUCUUUAUUAGUAUCUUGGAAGAGUAAGAAGCAAACAACUGUAGCAUGUUCUCCCUCAGAAGCUGAAUAUCGUGCCAUGGCACAAGCAACUCGGGAAGGUCAAUGGCUUCUUUAUCUUCUUAAUGACUACCAUGUAUCUCAUCCUUACCCAAUCAAUCUCUAUUGUGACAAUCAAUCUGCGCUGUACAUUGCAGCUAAUCCGAUUUUUCACGAAAGAACCAAGCACAUUGAAGUAGAUUGUCACAUUGUUCGUGAAAAGUCUCAAGCAGGGGUGCUGAAAUUGCUACCUAUUAAAUCAGCUCAUCAAACGGCUAAUUUACUUACUAAAGCGUUAUCACCGGGUGUCUUCGAACCUUUACUUUUCAAGUUGGGCAUGCUUGACUUACACGCCCCACUUGAGGGAGGAUAUUCUGAUGAUAAGAGGAUAAAUGUUUCAACAAGCCUUAAUUCAAGGGAGGAUGAUAAUAAUGUUGCUGAACUUGCAACUAAUUCAAUCAGUUUCAACUUGAGGGAGGAUGUUGGAGAUGAUAUUAAGAUGGUAUCUAAUGGCUCACAAAAGCAAGCUGUAACUGAUUAUGGUUGA
Arachis ipaensis is the source of this 2859-nucleotide messenger RNA. RefSeq lists its product as uncharacterized. The record is from RefSeq and is a predicted model, not a curated record. NCBI's taxonomy places the organism in Eukaryota, Viridiplantae, Streptophyta, Magnoliopsida, Fabales, Fabaceae.